GAAAGAAAAAGGAGAGGGUUGCUCGACAUUCACCGCCGCUCCACUAUCCUCCGCACCCUCUACAGUCGUUUCAGCCGCACAACCGCCACCGUGCCGCCUCCCCUCGCCCAUACAUCAAUUAUUUCUUCUAUUUAUUUCUCUCUCUCUCUACUUUUGGGAUUUCAAAGUUUGAGGUUAAACAAUUUUCAACCUAAAACUCAAGAUCGGUAAAUCGCUGAUCCGGGCACGCGAUUUUACACUACAGCUUUCAUAUUCAAGGCUCAUCGUUGAACCUCGUAGCAUAAACCCUGUCUACCAUUUCCAUGGCGUUUGCUCCUGCCAUCUCUCUCCUCAUCCCUCUUUCCCCUACCUUCUCUUUUCCCUAUAGGCCAUCUGAAAAGCCACCUCCCAAACUACUCUUUUGUCCUCCUAAAUUUAUUAACUCUGUCCUCUCCGCCGCUUCUUCCUCCAACAACCAACCGUCGCCCCCCUUCACUUCCGAGGAGGCCUUUCUCAAUGCAAUAGCCGGUUUCGGCGACUCUGAUAAACUUCUUCCAGUUGUCAGGACUUACGAAAAUGACUUGGCACGGCUGACCCUCGUUGGCGCCGUCGACUCUAGGCAAGCAAUUACUGCCGCUGCUGCUGAUGGUGGAAGCACCGCCGAUGAACAUAUAUCUGCCGGCAUGGCCGCCAUGGUUGUUGAGACCAUAUAUCCUGGCCCAGUCGACGAACGCAGCACCGUUUCUACUCGAUUGUUUUUGCCGACAUUCAAAGUUAAAGAACAGGCUAUAAAGCUCAGGAAGUCGAUGGCAAAAGAUAUGUUUCAAGGCAUCACACCAAAGAAUAUACUGUCGAUGACAUUUAGACAAGCAGUUUUGGAGCAGCUUUGGAGUCUUGAGCUGGCACUUUUUGAACCUGGAACUGAAAGAAAUAUGGCUGAUCUUGAAAAUCCAAGAGAGGUACCUGUGUUGUUAGCCCUCAGCUCAUCAGAUGAACAUGUAAUUUCUGAAAUUGGAGAGGUUGUCUGUGCUGCUGCCCUUGAAAACACUGGAAAACAUUUUCUCUCUAAUGUUGCUAAUAGAGCAUCCAAGAGAUCAUCAAGUUGGUUAGAGAAGCGUCAACAUAUUACAUCAAAGAAUUCUGCUGUUACUCUGUAUAACUUGGUUGAAAAUGAGGUACUUGCUAAUGCCAAGACACUGCACAAGAAGUUCAUCUCUGAAAGAGGGAAAUAUAACCUUAAGGGCUCGCAAUUAAAGAAAAGUUGGUUGACAUCGCCUGCAUUCUCGGAACUGGAAAAAAUUGGUGGUCCUGAAUUUUGUGCUUGGAUCAGUGAGUGUGUGCCAUCGUACAUGUUUGAAAUUGAUUCCCAUGGACGUGACAAUGUGAAAUUUGAAGGGUGGAAGACGUUGGGGGAAAAUAGAUUGGGAGUUGUUGUCACUCAUGCACAAAUGGUUAGCUUGGUUGACAUUCUAGAUAUGUUCUAUGAGGAUACUUUCACUCUGCCAGAAAAGACGCUCCCAUGUUAUACAGUUGCAAAACCAUCCAAACUGGAUAUCAAUAAGGGUAGUUUCAUGUUGAAGACAUUGUCAACUGUCCUUGUGAGUGGGAUAUUUUUUGUAACCAUCAGUGUUCUGGGAAAACUUUGUUUACCUAAGCUGCUGCCUAUCAGAAAGAGGUUUAUUCAGCAAAAUUCUCAAUCCCCAUUAUGUGACAUUGUUCAUGUUCCAGAUCAUUCUCUAGAACCCUCUGAGUUGGAAACAUGCUGUGUGUCAAUUAUUAGACGAAUCAAGGAUUCUUUUGGUUGGUCUGGAGAAAUAAGCACACCAUCUAGUGCAUGUGCAUGUAUCGGGGAACUUCCUAAAUUCAUGAGUGAAGGGGAUUAUAAAAAUUUCAGUACGUCGGACAUGUCGCCCACAUCUAUGCCAUUACAAGCUAGUGAAGAAGAGAUGAAAAGACUAGAAGACAUCGCUAGUUAUCAGGUAAUGGUGUCGACGGAUGGGAAAAUCAUAGGGUUCCAACCCGCUAAUCGAGUCGCUGUUAAUAAUUGGGCUGCAAAUCCAUUGGCCAAAGAGCUGCAUGGUGGGAAAAAACUAUCUCCUGGAUUGUUAGAACCUGGUCUCAAGAUUCGCAAUCCGAAUGGCAUGGUCGUGUUGGAGCUAUUGAUAUCAUUAAAUCCUAAAUCCUAUUUUGCAUUAGUUAGGGCUGUUGAUAUCAGCUCUACAAGUGUUGAAGGUUGAACUUCCUUAGUGUGAUAUUGAACCAUUCUCAGAUUUUGUAGAAUAUGUUUUUGUAGAUUUUGCAUUAUUUCCAUUGAUUGUUAGUAUUCAAAUUAAAUUAACGAGAUUGUUUCUUUAUUA
Molecule: messenger RNA, 2336 nt
Organism: Salvia hispanica
Lineage: Eukaryota; Viridiplantae; Streptophyta; Magnoliopsida; Lamiales; Lamiaceae
Product: deneddylase
Source: RefSeq, a predicted model, not a curated record